AUGGUUGAAGACGAUGAUGGACAGAAUUCACAGACCCACGACGGCCUAUCCACCGACGAAUGGCUAUCUUGCGCACAAGCCCUCGUCCCAAAAGCACUCCAAAAAGCCAUAGAGGUAAAGAAUUUCCCCAGCAGAUGGAAAAUGAUCAUCUCGAAAUUGGACCAAAUCCCUUCACGAUUAUCUGAUCUGUCCAGCCACCCUUUCUUCUCCAAGAAUGCUCUCUGUAAGGAGCAGUUGCAAUCUGUCUCGAAAACAUUAAACGAAGCAAUCGAGCUUGCCGACCUCUGCCUGAGCGAGAAAUUCGAAGGGAAGCUGCGAAUGCAGAGUGACCUCGAUUCCCUCACGGGCCGUCUCGACCUCAACUUACGAGACUGCGGGCUUCUGAUCAAAACCGGCGUCCUUUCCUCAACCGGGCCCACCGGCCCAACCGAGCCCGAAUCCGCGGCCCACGGCCCCAACAACAUUCGUGAACUCCUCGCCCGCCUCCAAAUCGGUCACCUCGAAUCCAAACACCGAGCCCUCGACGCCCUCGUCGAGGCCAUGAAAGAUGACGAAAAAGACGUCCUGGCAGCAAUCGGGCGGGCCCACAUCUCAGCCCUCGUCCAGUUGCUUUCCGCCACAUCGUCGCCGCGUAUGAGAGAGAAAGCAGCCGCCGUCACGUGCCAGCUGGCGGAGUCGGGCGGUGUUCUCGUCGAGGGCUUGCUCGUCUCGGAAGGCGCCCUUCCGCCGUUAAUCCGACUAAUUGAGUCAGGUGGGCCCGUCUGUCGAGAACGAGCCAUCGUCGCAUUGCAGAGGCUUUCCUCAUCGUCGCCCGAUGCGGCCCGAGCGAUCGUGGGCCACGGUGGGGCCCGGCCGCUGAUCGAGCUCUGCCGAGUUGGGGACUCGGUUUCCCAAUCGGCCGCGGCGUGCGCGUUGAAAAACGUGUCGGCCGCCGUGCCGGAGGCCCGGCGGACCCUAGCCGAGUCAGGCCUCGUUCGGGUCAUGAUCGAUCUUUUGAACCGCGGGAUUUUGCUCGGGUCGAGAGAGUACGCCGCCGAGUGCCUUCAGAAUCUCACGUCGGGUAACGACGAGCUCAGACGAGCUGUGAUUUCCGAAGGUGGGGUCCGCAGCUUGCUGUCUUAUUUAGAUGGGCCGUUGCCGCAAGAACCGGCAGUCGGGGCCUUGAGGAAUUUGAUCGGGUUAUUACCGCACGAGGUUUUGGGGUCGGGUGGGGUUAUCCCGAGGCUGGCCCACGUGCUCAGUUCGGGCUCUCCGGGAGCCCGACAGGCCGCGGCUUGGGCUAUCGUGCGAAUUUGCAGCAGCUCGGUUGAGAUGAAGAAGUUAGUGGGUGAGUCGGGAUGCAUUCCGAAUCUGGUCCGAAUGCUCGAGGUGAAGAGUAAUGGGGCCCGAGAAGUCGGGGCCCACGCGAUUUCGAUCCUGAUGACAGUAUCGUGUAAUUGUCGGGAGGUGAAGAAGGAAGAGAAAAGCGUGCCGAGCCUUGUGGCUCUGCUUGACCCGAGCCAGCAGAACACAUCUAAAAAAUACGCGGUGUCUUGCCUCGGAAUGUUGUGCUCGAGCAAGAAGUGUCGGAAGUUGAUGGUCUCGUACGGGGCGAUCGGGUACCUGAAGAAGUUGACCGAGAUGGAUGUGCCGGGGGCGAAGAAGCUGCUCGAGAGGCUCGAGAGGGGGAGGCUCAAGGGUUUUUUCGGCCGGAAGUGA
Striga hermonthica is the source of this 1698-nucleotide messenger RNA. The record is from the annotation of a GenBank genome assembly. NCBI's taxonomy places the organism in Eukaryota, Viridiplantae, Streptophyta, Magnoliopsida, Lamiales, Orobanchaceae.